Molecule: messenger RNA, 2293 nt
Organism: Linum tenue
Lineage: Eukaryota; Viridiplantae; Streptophyta; Magnoliopsida; Malpighiales; Linaceae
Source: the annotation of a GenBank genome assembly
UAAUAUUACUAUUAUUCCUAUUAUUUUUUAAUAUUUUCUCCUUUUUAUUCAUCAAGUUUUGGUUUUUACUUGUUUUUUCUUUCUUUCUUUCUUUUUCUUCUUCAACUCCAAAGAUAGAGAGAGGAGUGGGAGGGGAAGGGAGGAAGAGAGGGGAGGAAAGGAUCAACCAAUUGAUGUGAUUAUGGGGAAAACACCCACCAUCUUUGAUCUCAUUUCAAAACAAUUAGCCUUGUUUUGAUAUGAUUUCUUCAUGUGGGUGUUAAUUUGCUAUAUGGGAGAAGUUUAUUUGUUUGUUUUCACACAAGAUAUUAUUCAUUGAUGUUCUUUCACAAUUUAAAAGGAGUUUUCGUAGAAAACUUCCUCCCGGCAGAUUCAGAAUUUUCGCGCAACUCUUUCCUCUAAGCCGGGCACCGCCACCACCAAAUUCCGGAAAUGGGCCCUCCUAAUCUCAACACCUUCAGACUUUAUCAGCUCUGGAAGGGUAACAACAAACCAAAACUCAUUACGAAUGUACAAGAAUGUUGAUCCCGAAUGAGAUUGGUUAGCAGGAACUUUUGUUAAUCAAACAUAGCAAUCAACUACAAUAUCUUGCUAGGAGAAAAGAAAUUCUUAUGUGGUGGGAGAUUAGUGUUUGGCCCAGAUGCUGCAUCACUGUUCUUGACAUCAUUCCUAAUUGGAGCUCCAGCAAUCACAUUCUGCAUAAAAAUGUUGUUAAUGAUGCGCAUUGAUCCUGUUUUCAACUACCCUGUUCUUGUUGGUGGAUGGGUUCUCCUAGUCAUGAUAAGGCUAUACUUGCAGGACUUUGCAUUCUUAUUCCUGACAUCGAGUAGGGAUCCAGGGAUCAUCCCAAGGAACUCACAGCCACCAGAGAUGGAGGAUUCUUCGAUGGACAUGACCGCGACGUCGAUGGAAUGGGUGAACAACAGGCUAGCACACUUCAAGCUCCCCAGGACAAAGGAUGUGUUUGUGAAUGGUUACAGUGUGAGAGUGAAGUUCUGCGAGACUUGCUUGUUGUAUCGUCCUCCUAGGGCUUCCCAUUGCUCCAUAUGCAACAAUUGUGUCCAGAAGUUUGAUCAUCACUGCCCCUGGGUGGGUCAGUGCAUUGGAUUGAGGAACUACCCAUUUUUCAUAUGCUUCAUAUCAUCGUCGACCAUGUUGUGCAUAUAUGUGUUUGUGUUCUCGUGGAUCAACAUCAUCCGCCAACAGGGAACCUUGUGGACUGUUCUUUCCAACGACAUCAUCUCCCUUAGUUUGAUCAUCUAUUGUUUCAUUGCUGUUUGGUUUGUUGGAGGCCUCACCGUUUUCCACUUAUACUUGAUUUCCACUAACCAAACAACUUACGAGAAUUUUAGAUAUCGGUAUGAUAAGAAGGAUAAUCCGUUCAGAAGAGGGUGCCUACAGAACUUCAAAGAAGUGUUUGUAUCAGACAUUCCACCAUCGGCAGUAAACUUUAGGGAAUGGGUGGCUCCAGUGGAGAUCAUCGAUGAUUCAGUGAGGAGUGUGAGCAUGAAUGGGCAUAACAAUUUAAUGAGCUCUAAGGAGAAAUUUGACUUGGAAAUGGGAGGGGAUAAGCUUGGGAAGGAAGGGACUAAGCUCCCAGCCAUUUUGCAGAACUUGAAUUAUAAUAGUUUCAAUGACGAUGAUCAUGAUGAUGAUUUGAAGAGGAAAGGAAAAUCUGACGGUGGAGUUGCUACAUUUGAUCCUUAUAAUGAUUUAUCAGAUCGUCAUAGCUCGCAACAUAAGGUCAUGAACGCAGCAGCAACCCUUCACGAACAGCAUGCACACUAAACGAAAGACUUUAUUAUGGACUAUAUGGCUGGGAAGCAAUACUCUCCAUACUCCACCAUCCAAAUCCAGUUGAAGGUCAUGUAAUUCCAAGAUGAGAGAAAUGAGAUGGAGGAGAGCAAAUGAGGGUUUGAGAUGUCAAGUAGAAGGUGGUAAAAGAUUCAAAUGGAAAUUGUGUGGUUGAUGUGUAAAACAUUUUGAAAGAGUUAACAUUAGCAUAUAAUUGCAAAUCCUUCCUUUUGUCCCAUCCUUGGUUCCUCACCAACUCCUUCUCAUCUCAUCUUUUUGGGUUACAAUUUGUUUCAAUAUCAAAAGGUAAAGAGUACAAAGAGAAAGCAAAACCUAGAAAAGGAAGAAAAAAAUAAAAAAAAGAUGCAAUUUUACUUGAAUCAUGGUAUCAUCAUAUAGCUUCAUUAGAAUACAACAUUGUUAAGAUCAAAAUGUGUAAUUCUUAAUUAGUUUGUUUUUAUCAUGUGUUAAUUCUCACUUUAUAAUUUUUUUAUAGAAG